Symsagittifera roscoffensis is the source of this 2292-nucleotide messenger RNA. RefSeq names its product gamma-aminobutyric acid receptor subunit delta-like. Gene Ontology annotation, biological process: nervous system process; regulation of membrane potential; signal transduction. Bases 536 to 2155 code for a protein of 539 amino acids. The transcript is spliced from 7 exons. The record is from RefSeq and is a predicted model, not a curated record. Gene Ontology annotation, cellular component: synapse; neuron projection; plasma membrane. NCBI's taxonomy places the organism in Eukaryota, Metazoa, Xenacoelomorpha, Acoela, Convolutidae. Gene Ontology annotation, molecular function: neurotransmitter receptor activity; extracellular ligand-gated monoatomic ion channel activity; transmembrane signaling receptor activity.
UGUGGUAAAAGUGGCUUUUAUUCACCGACAUCGAUAAAAUAUUUUUAUUAUUUUACUUUUAAUAGUUCAUCGACGCAUAAUUUGUGCCUCUUCUGCUCUGCUUUGUACAUAUAGAAACACCUGAAAAUAGACAAAAUUGUUGAAUUAAUCCCAUUUUCAGCCAAUCAGAUAGGCGCAUUAGGAAUUCAUCCAGCGGAAAUUAUGGACGAUCCUUUUUGGCAUUUACCAGAGGCUUGGUAUAAUUUCGAUUCCUUUCACCGGCAUAGUCGAUAAAUCAUUUAAGCAAACAUUAUUCAUUGAAAAAUUACACAAAUGCUUUAUAAAUAUGAAGUACCUACCAAUUCCAUCAUUAUUGUGCUUGCUGUCAUUUUUUAGCAUUCGAAUACUCUGCAGUUACAGUUGGACAUUGUCAUUUGUUUUAUACUUUUCUAAAGACAAGUGAUUGUAAUCUGUUCAAAACCAAUUACUUAUAGAAAACACACCUUCAAAUUAUAACUUUUCGUCUUAAGAAGAGUCACACUAAUCAAAAAUAAUAAUGAGCUCAGCUGGAAGUUUGUUGUCUUUUGUUUUGUUUAUAACGCAAAUAAAAAACAUCAAAUGGCGUUCUGGAACUUCACUUUUUGCUGAGAGCUUAUCAAUCGGCGAUAUAAAUGGUGAAACGACUCGGGCCUCGUUAGAAAACGACUUGCCAGAGUUCGGCUAUAACCUAAGUGCCGAUGACGAGUCCAUGUUUGCCAGAUGGGCCGUGAAAUCUUUGCCUGCUGACGGGAACAAUCGGCCGGUGUCUGUGAACGUCAUGUUGUACCUGGAAAGUCUUCGCGAUGUUUCCAGCGACGUUACUCUGGAUUUUUACAUGAUUGAAAACUGGCGUGACUCCAGAUACGUGGGGAUGCCAAAGUACGAGCCGAAAUGGCGGUCGCCUUUCAACACUGUGAAGCUACCAGGAAUAACAUCUGAAAAAUUCUGGUACCCCGACAGCUAUUUCUACCUGGUCAAGGCGGUGACUUUUGAUCGCAACGCGCAGUUCAUGGAAAUCUCCAACGAUGGCACCGUGUCUUUUAACCGAAAGGUGAGGAUUGUAAUCCCGUGCAAGCCAGAUGUGCGCAUGUUUCCCUUCGACAUCACCACGUGCAAACUCAUGAUGUCCAGCUACGCCUUCACCACCAGAGAACUCGUCUACGAGUGGAACCUUCAGCCUCCUUCAGCACGUGGGUCGGAGCCACGCUUUAAGGGAAUAUGGCAGGACGAAGACGCACACGACUACAUAGAGGAAGCUGGCUUUUCCCUCCUCAAGAUAGACGUGAACAAUGUGACCUUGAACUAUUCCACUGGACAGAGCUUUUCUGCAAUCACGGGCGACUUCAAAUUGAAGCGCAAGUACCUGGUGUACAUAGUGGAGACGUUUGUGCCGAGUGCACUAAUCACAGCGUUGAGUUGGAUUACUUUCUGGAUCAGUCGGACGGCGACGCCUGCCAGAGCCAGUGUCGGCAUCACUACAGUAUUGACUAUGCUCACUCUGGGCUCAGGGGCCAGCAACCGAUACGACAAACAUAUCAGCGGAUCCAUAAGUGCGAUAGACAUCUACGUGUGGGUUUGCUUCUCCUUCGUCAUCCUCUCCCUCCUCGAGUUUGCCCUAGCGGACUACUGGAACCAGCGGGAACUCAACUCCUACAACAAGGCCGCCCUCCGCAAUGCAUCCGCAACAACAGUGUCCAACUACCGAACCACCUCAGAUAUCGGAAAUCCAUUCGGUCGCUACCUCAAUCGAAACACCGACGAGCGGGGAAGUGGCAUCGUACAUCACAACUGUUCCAACUGCGACCCACCCGAGAAAGAAAGAGUCACGUUACUCACAAACAAUAACAGCGUCCAGAACUACCAUAACGAAUCCACCAAUUGCAAGAGUCACAGCCCCAUGGCGAACCAUCACCGCGUGACUAACAACGGAAACUUCCAAAAUGCGGAAGGGAUUCCAAUGAAUAGCGACCGAAGUGAGUUUUAUAACAACCGGUCUUGGGCUGCCACCAGGCGACCGGGACCGGACCCCACAAGCAUGAAAUCAGCCAAGAUAGACAUGAUGGCACGUUGGAUAUUCCCCACCUCAUUUUUUAUAUUCAACGUCAUCUACUGGUGUGUGAUAUCAUGGAAUCUUUAGUGAACAGCAAUGGCACUUAACUUCUGGUACAAUCCGAGACUCAUUUCAUUCCUAUUUGAUUUUUUUUCACCUGUAAUUGUUUCUUGUAGUAGCGUUAAUGCUCUGUCACAAAAGCAGCUAAUUUACCAAUUUUCUCA